UCCAAGAUGGCGGAUGGUUCCCUUGAAAGUAGUUCAGCGGAGGCUCUGAUGAGCCUGAAAUGUGCUGGGAAAAAUUCACCAAGUCCUUAUAAACGGCCAUGUCGAGAUCGAAAGAGAAAUCGCCGCCUUGAUGAUUAUGCAGAUAUGACAUCAUCUGCAACAAGAUCACCAAGAAAACCAACCAAAAUUAGCCUAGCAUCCUCCUCACCACGCUUACCAACCCCAAUGAGUACACCUGAUAAAAGAGCUGCUCAAAAGAUUGGUUCUAGAUUAAAAAAUUUAUUAAAGUUGCCUAAAGCCUAUAAGUGGUGUAUAUAUGAAUGGUUCUAUUCCAAUGUCGAUAGGCCUCUCUUUGAAGGAGAGAAUGAUUUUUGUGUGUGCUUAAGAGAAAACUUCCCUCAACUUAAAACCAGAAAGUUGAGUAGAACGCAGUGGGCAAUGAUUCGAAGACUGAUGGGUAAACCAAGAAGAUGUUCACCUGCAUUUUUUGCUGAGGAGAGAUCAGCAUUGGCUGCUAAAAGGCAAAAAGUACGUCUUUUACAGCAACGGAAAGUCAGUGAUUUAUCCGAUAUUAAGGAUCUACCUGAUGAGAUUCCAUUACCUUUAGUUAUAGGUACCAAAGUUACAGGUCGGUUGCGGCAUCCACAGGAUGGUUUAUUUACUGGUCAGAUAGAUGCUGUAGAUACACAGAAUGCCACAUAUAGGGUUACUUUUGAUAGAGCUGGUCUUGGAACACACACUGUUAAUGAUGUGGAAGUCUUGGCAAAUGAGCUUCAAGAAACCAUGCCAUUAGCAGCAUUUAUUCAAAAACAAAGACCCAGGUCAGCUUUUUUGACACCACCAAGAUUUUCAAUGGGUCCUUUACAGUCUCCUCAGUUAGAACAUGAUCCAGUUUUAGGCACUUCACCAUUGAGGAGUAGAUUACAGGGACUAGAUGGGGAUACACUUGGUGGCUUUCCAGUCAAAUUCCUUGUACUAGUGACCAGGUUAUCAAAAAUUUUAAUGAUUAAAAAAGACCACAUACAGCAACUAAAAGAUUUGAACACACAAGCAGAAAGAUGGUAAAAAUCUUACCAGGAACCUAUCAGUUCAGAAUUUCAACGGAAAUAUGCAAAUGUUGUGUUAGAGUUGGAGAGAUUGAAUGCUGAUUUAAAUAGUUAUCUUAUUGGUGCUCAACAGUAUUGUCAAGAGAUUGCUCCAGAACAAGGAUUACAGCCAAUAGAUCAGUCGUCUGAAUUAAGGAGAAAAUGUGAUGAUGAAGCUAUAGAAUUGGUUUCACAAGCAAAUGCAACACUAGCUCCAAAAAGUGUUAGAAGUCAGUCCUUGACAAAACUAGUUUCUGUAUUGAUAUCAUUGAUGUUGCAGAUAAAGACAUUGGCUGAAAGUGAUUUGAAUUCUUUUGAACUCAAAUCGUUAACAGAUUCUUUAGAUGAAAUAAAAAAGAGAAUAGAUGUAUCCAAUUAUAGUUGUUUCCAGGACAAUGUGGAGAUUCAUGUGGCUCAUGUUCAAAGUGGAAUGAGUCAGAUGGGUAAUUUACAUGCCUUUGCCGCCGAACAACAACUUUACUCGUAAUACUGACCUACAAGGAAUGCUUGAAUGUACACAAACCAGCACCUCAAAAGCAUUUCCUAAUUCUGUUAUUUCUUUGUUUUUAUAAUUUUGCAGUGAGUAUUGUAUUACUUAGCCUGCUAUCUUCUUUUUGAUGGUUGUCUGGAGAUUAUUAUCUGGUUUAAAAUGAUUGGGUUAUACUAUUGUUAUGAAGCUAAUGCUUGUUUGACUGUUAUGUUACUUAUUCAAUUUAUAUACUGUAGAAUACUUUAUUUUCGCUUGGAAUUUAUUUUCGCUAUUUUCGCUGAAGGGAU
Molecule: messenger RNA, 1862 nt
Organism: Saccoglossus kowalevskii
Lineage: Eukaryota; Metazoa; Hemichordata; Enteropneusta; Harrimaniidae
Product: protein lin-9 homolog
Biological process (GO): DNA-templated transcription; regulation of transcription by RNA polymerase II; reproductive process
Cellular component (GO): transcription repressor complex; nucleoplasm
Molecular function (GO): DNA binding
Source: RefSeq, a predicted model, not a curated record